AUGAAAGCUUAUUUUGAAGGCGCCAAUCAGCGUCAAGAUGACGAGAUUCUAAGCAAACAUCUUGAAAUAAGGGACAAUCUAUCUAUUGAUAGCGCAACUAUCGGCUACGGCGAUGAGAGUCUUCAGAGAGACACCGGCGUGAGAGUGGCUGGACUUGUCAUGAACACCCGCACUUUUAAUCUGAUACUAUCAGCUGUUCAUAUCGGUCUUGCCUUUGUUCCCAGUUAUCUUGACCCUGGCAAUGGUUUCCAAGCAAACAGUCGGUAUGAUCCAGUACGUGACAGCUAUUUACGGAGUGAGGUUAGUGUAGAAGACAGCUUAGAUGCAGGUAACAGUACUGAAGACAUCGAUGUUUUCCUCCUAAUUUCACAUAUUAUUCAAGGUGCUAUUACCAAUUUGAAUGGUGACGACCGUUAUCCAGUUGAAUUUGAAACUCCUAUACGGGUAUUUCUUGAUGUUACUAGUGUAGCACCGCGAAGAAACAAUUACGAUAUGUGCGCUGAUAAUCCAUCCUGCCCCCUGUCACCGGGAAGACAAGUAUUGGAGUUCACCCUCGAUCCAAUGCGUCUAAUUAAUCGUUUCUUCCGGAUGAUCCACAACGAUAUGGUACUAAAGGCAUUGUUUCUUGCUAUUGCUCAUAUUCUUAUAAUAAUUUGA
Messenger RNA from Strongylus vulgaris, 657 nucleotides. Lineage: Eukaryota; Metazoa; Nematoda; Chromadorea; Rhabditida; Strongylidae. The record is from the annotation of a GenBank genome assembly.